AUGUGCAGAGCGCCGGAUCGCAGAGGUGGUCCACGUGCUUUGCUUGCUGGGGCUGCCGGAGCGUGGUUGCUAUAUCAAAAGUCUUUAGAUGGACAUGGCGCCCCAGUGAAUUUUACAUCGGUGUCUGCGCCCGCACCUAAGUUUGGCUACACGAGACCAGGAGUGUCACAAAGACUGAGCACAUCCAGGCCGCGUUUGGACUUGCGGAGCAGACAUGGAGAACGUGGAGCCAUACUGCAAAGAGGCUACAAACAAAGUCCAGCCUUGAGCGCUCUUCUGGGGCUUUGCUUGGGAAUUGUCGUGUUGUUUUCAGGCGCCAAGGUGGCAGCUGCAGCGGGUGCGACCAGGCCUCACCUGGGUGUCCGUUUGGCCAUGAAGAUGAAAGCCUGCUGCGCCCUUCCAGACUGGGCCAUCCUGAUACUGCUUUCAGCUCUUCCUUUGGUCGAGCUGAGAGGUGGCGUCCCAGUCGGCCUUUGGAUGGGACUGGCAGUACCGCAGGUUAUGCUGCUUUGCAUCCUUGGCAACAUGAUCCCCAUACCAUUGCUCCUAGCUGCUCUAAGGAGUGAAAGUAUAAAGAAGUUUCUGACUCCACUGCUAGAUCGAGCAGCUCAGAAGACAGAACCAAUUGGAGCCCAUGACAGAUGGGUUGGAAUAGCAGCAUUCGUGGGAGUUCCACUUCCUGGAACUGGUGCAUGGACGGGGGCAAUGGUCGCUUAUUUGCUUGGUAUGGGCUUGGGUGAGGCCAUUACAUCCGUCUUGGCCGGUGUUAUUGUGGCAGCUUGUAUCAUGGCGUCCCUCACCCUUGCUGGAUGGUAUGGAUGCGCUGUGGUGGUAUUGGUUGGUGUCGUUGCUUUAGUGAGCCGCUGGCUGCAGUUGCGGAAAGGAGCCCAAAAGUGGAGUCAGUUGAAGUUGCAGGGCCCCAAACGUGACGCUGCAAUGAUCACAGAUGAAGUUCUAGAAGAUUACAUCUCCGCCGUGUCAACAAAGAUCUGGCAGCAGAAGCUCAACCUUCGACCUCUUGAAGGACCCAAACGACAGAAGGCCCGUGGAGCCAUUGGACAGCCGAAGGCCAGAGCCAUGCUGUCGCUGGUGCCGCUGCUGGUGCAAAAGAGGUUGGAACUGGAUGCAGAGUGCCCGCCCCUUGAGGAUAGCCGUGGAGCUGGUGAGGGCAAAGAUGCCAAAGGCACCAACGACACCAAAGAUGGUAAGAAGAUGGUGGUGGUUCAUGUCGGUGGAGUACCACUGACAUUGGCGUGGCGCCACGCCCUGGGGACAUGGAUUGACCAAAGCCGGGUGAGAAACCCUCAGCUCUGCCUGGCUGACAAGCUCUGGAUCACCCCCAUCCCGAUGGAGCAGCGGCAUCAUCCGAUUGAUUUCGCGCAAUUGCCAGGGCCAGAAGAGGCUUGGAAGAUCAUUGUCAUUUGUGGGGACACCGCCUCCGGCAAGACAGCAGCGCUACACUCAGUGGCAAAGCACUACGGUUUGUGCUGCCUUUUGUCAACGCCUCAGCUGGAGUUCGCAGCGGCGAAAGCCAUUUGCUCUUACGAAGAACUGCAUGGCGGAGAUGCCAGCUGCGUGUCCAAGAGAUUCCAGGCAGUAGCUAUGCAUUCGCUGCCCACACGAGUGAAGCCUUUCCACGUCCUAUCCCAAGGGGAACAGGAACGAUUUCUGGUGGCGACAACAUUGAAAGAAGGAGCACGUGGCAGCAUCCACGAUGACCGUUUUGCAAUGGUCGAUUCAGAGACUGCUCAGUCCAUGUCCACUGCUCUCCAUCGGUACUUGUGCCAACAUGAUUGCGGACGGAUGCUGCUAGCCACCUGCAACACGUCCGUGCUGCCCUUCUUGCAACCCGACGUUGUGAUUGAACUGAUGCCUGACAAGGCAGUUGUGCACCGAAACCCGAAUUGCACACCUUCGCUGACUCUGAUGAGGCCUCAAGUGUCCAUCGACUCCCAGGUGGAGUUCUUCGCCAGCGGCAAGGGCGGUGGAUGGCGUGGCCCAGAAGACUCCUUGGACACCAUGCUCUUGCAGCCCUGUCGUGGCAAGAAGAUCAAUGAUGCUGCUGUGGCAAAGGAAUACUCAGUGGAAGUGUCCCUGGACAAGUUCACACAGGAGGUUUCAAAGGCAUUUGACUUCACCUUCCACGGAACAAUCACGCAGAAAGUCUUCAUAUUGAAGUGUGAAGCCUUGAGCUUCAAGUGGAGCAUCGGUGCCAUCAUCGGUCCUUCAGGCUCUGGCAAGACCACGAACUUGAAGCACUUUGGGGAAGGUUUGUCCUUGGAGUGGAGCACUUCGGCAUCCGUUUGGGACCAGCUUCCAUUUGUGGGCGACAAGAAGAAACUUCUGGAGGCUGUGACGCUGCCUGAAGCGGUCGCUGCACGCUGCUUCCACCAGCUAAGUGCUGGCGAGCGCAGCCUUGCGGAGCUCGCGCGCAGCCUGUGUGGCAACGCCAAUGUCAUCGCAGUUGAUGAAUUUACAUCUUUGCUGGACCGGCAUCGAGCAUAUGAGGUGUGCAAGAAUCUUCAUCUUUUUGUGCUCGAAAGGGGCAUUCAGCUGGUCGUUGCCGGAUGCCACAAAGACAUCAUUGACUGGCUCAGGCCCACGUGGAUUUUCGCAGCAGAAAGUGGUGAGCUCAUCCAGCGGAAUGAUUUCACAUUGGGACUUCCGCCUCCGCGUGCAGAAGUAUCCUUUGAGGUGCCAAAGAUUGAACUGACCAUGCGACGAAUUUCAACGAACAGGGAAAGUGCAGACAUCUUCCGCAGGCACUUUGCCACUCACCACUACAUGGAGGGCAGACUACCGUUCAACAUCUAUGGCCUCUUGGUCAGAACGGCCAAUGGAGAGUUGGUGGGGUAUCACGGUGUCUCUCAGCAACCCGGGGCAAUCCACGAUGCUAUGAGAGAGACGCGCCUGGUCGUGCUGCCGCGCUUCCAAGGCCACGGCAUCGGGCCAAAGAUCAGCACGAUGGUGGGCGCGCUGAUGAAGACAUCAGGAAUGCGUUUCUUCUCCAAGACUUCGCAAGAAGCGCUGGGCAUGCAUCGAAUCAAGGCAAACCACUUGUGGCGCCCAACCACUACAAAUCUGAAGAUAAGCAAAGGAAGUUUGGGGGAAGGCUUCUCCAAGAAGCGCAUGAAAAGAGAAGCUGCCAAGAAAAAAGAAGCUGAGGGAGAAGGUGAUUUGGCCGGCGGUGCCAGCUCGGCAGGCCCAAGUGAAUUGUGUGACGUCGACACUGACUGCAAGGCUUGUGCUCGCGAGAGAGCUGAGCACAAGUUGCGCGGUCGGCCUCCAAAGCACACCUGCGGUCGCCCCCCGGCGCGCCCAACGAGCCCAAGACGCCCAGCUGAGAAACGAUUGGUGGAGCGACUGUGCUACUCCCAUGAGUAUGUAGGGCCAGCACGUCCACAGAAGCAUCCGCGGAGUGAUGUGGACGAAGAGAUGCAGGCCACCAAGCUGUUGAAACUCAUGACGGAGACCAAGCUUGGACUUCCUGAGUCAGUCGAGGUCAGGUGUGUCCUGACUCCUCACGGCGAGUGUGUCAUCGCCAACCACCAGGCUUUGUGCCUUUAAUGAUGCUUAGUGGCUUAGUGCAUCUUAGUGCAAUUAGAUGCAAUUACGAUUGUCACAUUGCCCUGUCAGCGGUCCUGGUUUCAAAUGGCCUGUGCAACCUGCUGAAACAUGCUGAGACAACAAAAACGAACAUCCCGCAACUUCCUGUAUUGCAAGUGCACCGGCGCUGUACGGCCGUGGCAGGGUUCCUGUUUCGGGGUUCCGUUGCCGUGUGCAGCGGGGAAUUACAGAAUUUUAUAAGGCUGCAUUCUUUCGUCAGCCAAGUUUGAUGGCACUUUGCUUCACCAUGUGAGUUCAGGGUUCAGUCUUGGCUUGAAACAGGUUGAGU
This is a messenger RNA of Cladocopium goreaui, 3895 nucleotides long. The record is from the annotation of a GenBank genome assembly. Lineage: Eukaryota; Dinophyceae; Suessiales; Symbiodiniaceae.